AUGGAUAAAUUCACAUUGAAUAUCCACUUUUCCAAUCGAAAGAAGAGUAAACAAGUACCGUUCUCUUCUGUUUUCUCUUUUGUUUCCCUCACCACCAUAAGUUUGUUCCUCACACAAGUUUCAGCUUCUGAUUGUGUCCUUGAUAUUUAUCACCCUUCAUCUUGGAACACCUCAGAUUUUGUAGCGGGAAAUUGGGGUGGUUUUGUCAAUAAUAGUAAUUGUGGGUCAGUUUUUGAUGACUACCUAUAUGCAUUGGCACAAAGGGCAAAUCAUGCUCAAAAAAUUUUCCUGAACUCCACAGAGCAGAAAAACUGCCUGCUUGUGAUGAACAAUACAGUUGGUAAGGAUGUCUCUGGCUGUGGCUUUGAAAAGCUAACGAGUGGAGGUGGCGGCUGCUCGGAUUUUUCAACCAGGGAUGUUUAUGAUAAUCUAGGGAAUACACUAAAUAUGCUUGAUGAGGAUUGCAAACUUUUUGGCUCACCCGGGGUAUCGGGUGCUAAAGCUUGCAGUGCGUGUCUAAGAAGGUGGGAAGAGAUUGUUGCAUCGGCGGACAAUGUCAGCGAAAUCGAAAAAACCAAAACCAUGUACAAGUCAUUAAACUCCUCAGUUUACUGGACAACAUCAGAUAACUCGUGUUCAACGAUUGAAGAAACGAGCUGCCUCAGGAUCUCAAUUAAGGAAGUUUAUUUAGCAACAAACAAUCUUGAUCUGUCCAACUUCAUUGGACAAGGUGUAGCAGGGAAGGUAUAUAAAGGCACACUGUCAAAUGGCCACCAUGUUGCAGUCAAGCACAUAAUAAAGGAUAGGCAUGUGGAUACCUUCAUCAGAGAGGUGAGAAGUCUUUCCCAUAUCAGACAUCCGAACCUAGUUUCUUUGCUCGGCUAUUGCGAGGCCGUCGAUGAAUGUUUCCUGGUCUAUGAGCUAUGCCACAAUGGGAACCUUUCAGAAUGGUUGUUUGGUAAAGAUAAAACUCUUUUGUGGGUCCAAAGACUUCAGAUUGCAAUUGACAGUGCCAAAGGUCUCUUGUUUUUACACACUUAUCCAGAAGGCUGCAUUGUUCACCGUGAUAUCAAGCCGACAAAUAUACUCAUAGAUGCUAAAUUUCAAGCCAAGCUUUCAGACUUUGGAUUGUCUAAAGUUAUGGACUUGGAUCAAUCCUAUGUAAGCUCAGAAGUAAGAGGAACAUUGGGUUAUGUCGAUCCUGAAUACCGAAGAAGUCACCAUGUAAAUCCUUCAGGAGAUGUCUAUAGUUUUGGUAUAGUACUAUUACAACUUCUGUCAGGGCAGCGAGCGAUCAAUUUGGAUUUAAGCAGAGCAAUUCCUCUCACUAAAAUGGCCAGAUCUCUUUCAAAUGGUGGUACUAUAGAAGAAUUCGCAGACGCUAAACUCGAGAGAGAAUACUCCUCGGAAGCUUUUGACCUUGUAUUCAAGCUGGCGUUAUCGUGCACCGGACUCAAGCAGCAAAGGCCAUCCAUGAAGCAAGUGGUUUCAAGACUAGAAAAGGCGUUUGAUAUUUCAACACAAUUCAAUUCAGUUACCUGA
This is a messenger RNA of Morus notabilis, 1542 nucleotides long. Its product is annotated as probable receptor-like serine/threonine-protein kinase At4g34500. The record is from RefSeq and is a predicted model, not a curated record. Gene Ontology annotation, biological process: protein phosphorylation. NCBI's taxonomy places the organism in Eukaryota, Viridiplantae, Streptophyta, Magnoliopsida, Rosales, Moraceae. Gene Ontology annotation, molecular function: protein kinase activity; ATP binding. The coding region runs from base 1 to 1542 and encodes 513 amino acids. The transcript is spliced from 6 exons.